Messenger RNA from Camponotus floridanus (Florida carpenter ant), 1500 nucleotides. RefSeq names its product tetratricopeptide repeat protein 19 homolog, mitochondrial (gene Ttc19). Gene Ontology annotation, cellular component: mitochondrial inner membrane. Gene Ontology annotation, biological process: mitochondrial respiratory chain complex III assembly. The record is from RefSeq and is a predicted model, not a curated record. Lineage: Eukaryota; Metazoa; Arthropoda; Insecta; Hymenoptera; Formicidae. Gene Ontology annotation, molecular function: protein binding. The transcript has 5 exons. Bases 368 to 1426 code for a protein of 352 amino acids.
UGAUGUAAAAAAUUGAAAAUCUAGAAUCUAGAUAACAAAUGAAUAUAUGUAUAAAAUGGCGCAAGAAUGCACUUAUCAGUAGAACAUAAUUUAUACGAAUCUAUGUUGAAUACCUGACUCUAGUCAGUCCAUUCUAGUUACACUUUCUACUUUGCUCAUCCAGAACGCAUGGCACUUAAUAUCUAUUGCGAUUAACUCAUUAACACGCACGAUAAUUCUGAAAAUAUAUAUUUAACCAGCCUUUGAAUGGAGAGAGUAGAAGAGAAACUAAAAGCGACAAAAGUACAGAUCAGUACAGAUCUCUAGUUAAUCAGCUGAUCACAGCUGAUUGAAUGCACACAGUACAAAUCUUUUUAUUUGUCAAGAAAUGUACCGCUUAAUACCUCGUAUGUCGAAGUACAUUCUGUCAAAUAUUGAUUUUAUUCGUUUGACAAAUGCUCGACAUAAUUAUCAUAUUCAUAAAAAUAUCUUCACAAGGUCUUGGCGAUUUAAUGUAAUGAAAAGACAUUGUUUCUACGAUUAUCAUAAGUCGCAGGGAAGAAGAUUCGAGGUGUUUUUCGCUGUAUCUCUGCCAACGUUGAUAUUAAAUUUUCUUCUUGGUAUCGAUGAUUCUGACGAAGAAGUUCCAGAAGUUAUUAUGAUGAUCAAGCGAUCAAUAUUGCUGAUACAGAAGGGAGAAUUUACUAAGGCAGAACAAAUAUACACACAACAUAAAAAAAAACAUUAUGAUGCUAUUACAUAUAUCUAUGAUGUAAUGGCUAAUCUUGCCUUUGAUACCGGAGACUAUCGCAAAGCAGAAAAUUUAUUUGUGUCAGUUUUGCAAAGACUAGUAUCGAAUGGAGCUUCAGAAGAUGACAUGAGAAUCAUUCAUAUAAGUUUAAAAAUGGCUAAAGUAUUUGAACAUUUAAAAGAGAUAAAAAAAGCAGAGCACGGCUAUAAAUUUUGUAUAGAGAACUUAAAGUCGCAUAUUGAAAAAGACCCUGAAAAUAAAGAUGCUGUGUUACUACAGGGUAUGACAUUUGAUUGGUAUGCGCGAAUGUUGUUAUCACAAUCUCGACAUGCCGAAGCUUUUAACUAUUUUCUUCAAGCAUAUAAUAUAUGCAAAAAGAUAAAUGGUGAAGAACAUGAACAGACUAUAGUUUUGCUUAAUGAUUUGGGAACUGUUAGUUAUAUGCAAGGAAAAUUUGAUGAAGCAGUUAAAUACUUAUCUGCUGCAACAAAAAUAGGAAGAAAUUUACCUGACAUGGUUGAUUUGGGUUUGAUUUAUGUAAAUUUAGGAAAUAUAUUUCUAAAAAAGGGUUUAUACGAUGAAGCUAAAAAGUCUUGUCAACAAGGGAAAAUGAUAGCUAAGAAUAGGGAUGACAAUGAUUCCUUGCUAAAAGCUGAUGAAUGCCUCAAGGAAGUAAAACGAUUACUAUCAUUAUGAUUCUUAGAUUAUCUAGAUACACAAUUUUGUUAGAACUAUAGAUGCUUGUAUGUGUAAAAUCUGUAAAUAUAUUU